Molecule: messenger RNA, 3019 nt
Organism: Daphnia carinata
Lineage: Eukaryota; Metazoa; Arthropoda; Branchiopoda; Diplostraca; Daphniidae
Product: integrin alpha-PS2-like
Exons: 12
Coding region: 59-2971 (970 amino acids)
Biological process (GO): cell-matrix adhesion; cell-cell adhesion; cell adhesion mediated by integrin
Cellular component (GO): external side of plasma membrane; integrin complex
Molecular function (GO): integrin binding
Source: RefSeq, a predicted model, not a curated record
UAGUGGCUGACAUACAGUUUUGAACAAAUGUGAAGUGUUAAAAUUGCAUCUGGUUAACAUGCGUCGUUGCAUACGAUUAGUGGCAGUCUUAAUUUCCAUAGCGAUCUGCGCGAAUGGCUUCAAUCUAGAUGUUAAGUUCCCAUUAAAAGCAUCUGGAACACAAAAUUCCUAUUUCGGAUACAGCCUGGCCGUCCACGAGCACAAUGCUGAUAAAUGGUUACUUGUUGGGGCGCCAAAAGAACUUACUCUUAGUUCAGAAGUGUCGGGUGCUCUGCAUCAGUGCCAACAACAGGAAGGGGCUAUAAGCUGCAAGCGAGUAAAAACCUUUCCCCCAGAUAUAGAAGCAGCUGAUCAAUGGCUUGGUGCCUCUGUAGUUAGCAGAAACGGAACAGCUAUGGUAUGCGCGCCGCGAACUGGAGAAAAAGUGGCGGGGCAAUGCUUUUACGGUCAAGAAAAUCUGCCUUCCUUUACUUCUUAUAUGCCUUGGAAUGAGGCUUUUUGUGAAGUGGGUUUCUCGGCUACCUUAUCGUCGGAUGGAAAGCGAUUUUACACUGGUGGGCCAAGCUGCGAAUUGAACGCUGGUCGAUUGAUUGCAUCUACUGGUCCCGAUGAAUCCAACCCUGAUUUACUAAGCGGAGACCUUGCCUUUUAUUCUUACGCAAUUGCUGCAGGGAAUGUAUUAAGUAAUAAACGCGAAGGGCUCGUGGUAUCAAUAGGAUUUCAUCAAAAUUCAAAUUUUUCUGGAAAAGUAGUGCUUAUAGACUCUCUUGCUGGGCUUCAACCGAUUGGCAGUUUAAUCGGAUAUCAAUCCGGUGAACAUUUUGGAGCAUCGCUGGCCGUAUUCGAUAUAAAUGCCGACGGGCGCGAUGAUAUCUUCAUCGGAGCUCCUCAUCACACGGAUUACGGAAAUUCGGAAAUUAAAUUUGACGUCGGUGCUGUCUACGUGUACUAUCAAACAUCGGAAGGACUUUACAAAAGAGGAUCGCCAAAUGAGUUUCAUCAUCUAAAAGGAGAAAAAACUGGCGCGCAAUUUGGAUUCGCAAUGGCCGAGCUGGGCGACACGAACGGGGACGGAUUUAAAGAUUUGGCCGUUGGGGCUCCGUAUGAGAACGAUGGGUCAGGGGCAGUUUACAUUUAUCACGGAUCGCAGCUUGGUCUCCAAAAUCCACCAGGACAAGUCAUCUACGGACAUUCUUUUAAUCCGCCAAUUCGCUCAUUUGGUUUUUCUUUUAUUACGGGUGGUAAUGAUUUUGAUCGAAAUGCCUAUAGUGAUUUAAUAGCUGGUGCCUAUCUGUCUGACAUAGUCGUUCACCUCCCUGCUCGACCGGUAGUAAAAGUGAAAAGUAAAAUUAGUUUCGCUCCGACAUUUAUUACGCUAGAAAAGAAAGAAUGUCAAGUUCUAUCAGCGACAACUGAUAGCUCACCUGUAGCAGUGUCUUGCGCGAAACUACAAUAUUGUUUAGUUUACGGCGGCACACGCGUUCCCAGCAACAUCAAUACAAAUAUCACCAUUACGUUGGACGUUACACAGCCGAAAGCAAAUCGUUUACUCUUCAUGAAAACUAACAAUAAUCAGUUGACGCAAAUUAUCGGUUUAACUGAGAAAACGCAGCUUUGUCAGGAAGAAAUGGUAUACGUUCGGCCAGAUAUUCGUGACAAACUCUCAAAAAUGGAAGUCACUUUAGUGGCUACUUUGGUUGAAACUCCGGAACCACUUUCGGCUAUUCUGGAUAUUUAUGAAGGCAAAGGAUUCAGCUCCAAUUCUCUGAGUAUACUCAUAAAUUGUGGACCGGAUUCUAUUUGUAUUCCUGAUUUGCAAAUGGAAGCUAUCAUGACCAGCGAAACGUAUAUUCAAGGAUCAGAUGAACGCUGGACUAUCGAUGUGGUAAUCUACAACAACGGUGAGGAUGCUUUCGGUGCCGAUUUCUACCUUCAUUUACCGUCGUCGCUCGGUUUCAUCAACACGGAUAAAGAAUAUACUGAUCAAUCAGUCCUAUGCUUCCCUCCUGGUGAAAUUAACGGCCUUGCUUUGCGAUGCGAGGUGGGGAAUCCGCUGCCCAGUAACAAAACCGCCCGGUUACGUGUAAUAUUGCGACCCACUCCCGGAGAUGACGCCUUUGUUUCCUUCCUUGCGGAGACAAACAGCACAAACGCAGAAAACGACAACACGAAGAACGAUAACAGCGAACUGCUAAAGUUAACUUUCAAGGCUGAAACUAAACUGGCACUCAGGGGUUGGUCGCGACCAGAAGCGUUAGUUGUUAAUAUGACGGCUCUAAAGAUGAACGAAGAUACAGCACUGCCGCACUAUGCACAAUUUUACGAAGUGCAAAAUGUUGGUCCUUCAGACGUUACCCAUGCCAAAUUUCGAAUCGUCAUACCCACGCACACACUAGAGGGAUACGCCAUAAGCGAAUUAACAGCUCAGCCAAACGUGACCGAAGGAAAAGCCCAUUGCGAUCCUGUUCAACUCAAACCUAACCCUAACGUUGGAGUCAUAAACAUUGACUGUGUCACGGAGAAAAUGACGAAUCGCGAGCGAGUUGUUAUUCGACUUAAUAGUCGGCUGUCUUCAGAAGCCCUGCUUAAACAACUGAAUACUGAUAUUUUCACCUUACGCACGGUGGUGACAGCCAAUAUAACUGGUUUGCCUUACGGACAAGACGUGUCGCAACUUCCGAUUGUUAAAACGGAAGUCUUGGUUGAUGUAACAAAAAUCACAAAAGAACUAAACGUCCUAAAAGCUAUGCCUUGGUGGGUCCCAUUUAUCAGUGCAAUUGUUGCUGUGUUAAUUGUGGCUAUUAUAACCGGAGUUCUACAUCACUUUGGAAUUUUUAAAAGGAAUCGCCCAAUGCCACUGACAGCCACUCUGGCGUCCGGCCCUGAAAGCCAACCUUUGCAAGAAACGGGUGAAAAUCCCAGACGGCCAAUGUCCGAAAUCGACAACAUGGUAGACGAAGAAUCUUCGUAGAUGGAUUUGGACAUGCAACCCUGAAUAAACGAGUGAAACAAACGAAAA